UUGGUCCCAUUUUUUUUCUUUUCAAUUUUUCACAAGUCUCUGCUCUGUUUAUUAUCUUGUAGUCGUGCGUAUUCAUAUUGAAACCUCAAUACAAGCCUGUUCAAUAAGAGGGAAGAUGAAUAACCACGGCCUGUUUUAAGGAUGUUCAGAUCAGGAAUUCAAAACCCCCAAAUCUGAAAGCAGAAAACUAAUACAGCAAAAUAGCUCAGAGAAACAUAGGUACCCUGUGAAACGAAAGUGAUUCCUUUGAAGGAUCUGAUUAUAUUCCGGGGGAAAAUGUUGAAAUAUUAACCAUGAGAUCAUGUUUGUACAAUGCGGUAAUGCAGUUGCUAUGUCACAUGUAUAAAGUGCAUACUCAUAAAUCGAAUAUUGUAUAAGUGUGAUAUACUGAUCUUAAAAUAAAUCUUUUGAUGGGGUUUAAGAGAUUAAGCAUCUUGUAUUGGUCGCAUCUGGUCAUGUAUUUGCUUGAAACGCAAAGACUUUUUCGUUUUUAGUGUAUUUUCCGAAGGAAAUACACUAUUGCGUUCUCCCCUGAUGUCAGACCUGGACCAAAGACCAUGUAAUGAGCAUCGAUCAUGGGUCGUAGAUUACGAAUAUGCAUGCCGUUUGAAUUCAUGUUUAUAUACUUGUAUAAAACUACUACUACCGAUACUACUACUAUACUUUUUUUGUUUAAAAUAAAUAAAAAGUUGCGGUUAUACAACUCAUGAAGUUCGCUUUAUUAAACAUAAAAUAACCAUGAAAUUAGAAUUAUACUUAAGGUAAGUGUGCCAGUUUUGGGCACUGCACCAGUUAAUGGCACCCUCAGCGAAAAUAUGUAAUUAAUAAGCCAUGGGUUACCUUUGUGGCAAAGAAAAAAUUGUUUCAAAAAUAUCCACCAGAUAGCAGUUCAAAACAACAACAGCUGACAGUUCCAGCAAGGAGGAGGAAGAAGAAGAAAAAUAAACAAUCCUAAGGAAGUCAGGUGCUGAGAAAAAGUGUGGUUUCCUUAAGUUUCAGGUAAGCUAACUCAAGCUCUAAAUCAUUUUUCUUAUUUUUUUCCAUUGAACCUGUUGUGCUGAAAACUUUUUGAACCAGUAUUAGUGAUAUUUUGAAUCUAAUUCUACUAAUUUAAUGAGCUAAAAUUGAUUUUCAGCAUUAAAAACAGGGGUGCCCCGAAGUGGUACAAUCAUUUGCAGCUAAUUCCAGUCAAUGGCAUGGGUGCCCAUUAGUGGUUCCAUGGAGUUUUUUGAGCGAGCCGAUGAAUGGCACCCUUGUUACAAACUUUUCCUUUUCAAAAGUUUCGGACUAUUGAUGAAUAUUUGCCUGUGUUUUUUACAUUUUUGACUUAAAAUACAAAAAUACUUGAAUUAUGAAACAAACAGAGUCAUCUCAAUGUUGAAUUAACUCCGAUACACCUCAACUUAAAUUUGGGAUAACCGCAUUUUUAACUAAAAUACACAUUACUUCACCAGGAUUUUAAAUUUAAAUAUUCUUUUAACGAUUUAAACUCGCCAACUGAAUUGAUUGCUAAAUUUCCUCUUUGUAGAUUGCAGUCAUGGUCAAAGCCAAGAAGAAAUCUAAGGCUAAGGCGAAAGUACGGAAAGUUGUCAAGAGGCCAAAGUUCAUGUAUAAAGCGUCUGACAUGCAGGAUGCAAUGGAUAGUGUUAGAGGAGCUGCAGAUGGAAUACGCAUGAGCUGCAAAGCAGCUGCAAAGAAGUUUAAAGUACCGCGGUCGACUCUACAGAGAAAACUGAAAGAUUCCGGCUCCGCAGAGGAUAGAAAGGUCGGCCCAGAAGCAGUGUUGGGAAGAACAAAUGAGGAGACGCUAGUGCAGUGGGCCUUGCAUUUAUCUGCGAUGGGAUUUCCAGCAACGAAAACACAGCUUCUGGAUAGUGUCGCGCGUUUGGUGAGGUAUGGUAAAAUUAAUGUCCCGUUCAAAAAUGACCCAACUAUUCGCAACAGCAGAGGUGUUAGUUGCGUUCCAGAAAUGAGGAAAUAUCGCGUUUAAUUUUUUCCGAAGUAGGUCUAACUUUUUUUUGGUUUUUUUGUGAUAUUUAAGUUACCAUAAUGGUCUCUCAUAACUUACUGAGUUCUGUUAAAAAGUAAUUUUGCCAAAUACACUUAUUAUUUUGGUUCUAUAUGUUCCAGUCAUUACAUUUAAGAAAGGUUAUAACUAAAUAAUGCACCUGAGACUGAUUGCAAGUAUAUUUUUAAAAGCUAAGUAGGUAGUAAAACUGCAAUAUUAUAGAAAAUUCUUGAUAAAUAUGUUUACUUAGUUGGUUUAUUUUAAGAAGUUUCAAUGUUCCUUUUGAUAUGAGAUUGUUGAAAGUAAUGAAUUACUCAUGGUUUACUUCAGGAUUUUUGUAUUCAAAGAGUUUAUUCUGUUCCACUGUGCAUUUCAUUUAAUUUUUUUGCUGUUUCUUAUUUUUGAUACAUUAAAAAGUUUUAAACAAAUUCAAUUUUCUUCAAUUUAAAAUGUCCUACCUCCUAAAAAAAUCCAUUCUGAGGGAAAGUUAAUUCAUGCAGAACGUACAAACUCAGGUGAAGAAAGAGUUUUAAGAUACAUUUAAAACAACCUGUUUUGUUUUGAAUUUCACGACCGAAUUCAUUGCCUAACUGUAAAAUUUCAAUGGAAAAAAACAAUCUGGGUUCCAUGACUUAGGGUCCUUUUUCGAGUGAAAGUAAAAAUCUUCAGGGGGUGCCAUGAACUGGGGCAGUUGGAUGUCAAUCACUGGUGCAUAGGUGUCAUUCACUGGUGCAUCAUGAAUUUUUUCAUUAAAACCAGUUAUUUUGACAUUUAUUUUUAAGAUUAAAACGAAUUUUGGUUUUAUUCACAAAUUAGAAAAGAUUUGCUGAAGAUUGAUUGCAAAAACUUAAAGAUUCAUCAAGUUUUGAAAUUAUGAGAACUAAUCAAAGUCAACCUCCACCACUAAGGUGCCAUUCAUUGGCGCAGUUAC
This is a messenger RNA of Bemisia tabaci, 2939 nucleotides long. Lineage: Eukaryota; Metazoa; Arthropoda; Insecta; Hemiptera; Aleyrodidae. The record is from RefSeq and is a predicted model, not a curated record.